This is a messenger RNA of Plasmodium vivax (malaria parasite P. vivax), 1915 nucleotides long. Its product is annotated as variable surface protein Vir18-like. Lineage: Eukaryota; Apicomplexa; Aconoidasida; Haemosporida; Plasmodiidae. The record is from RefSeq and is a predicted model, not a curated record. The transcript has 3 exons. The coding region runs from base 1 to 1428 and encodes 475 amino acids.
AUGGCAGACUGGCGGAAACGUAAUAGUAUGGUAACUGAUAUGUACCAAAAACUGUAUGGUCCUACAUGUACGAGUGAUUAUAUUAAAACAAAAACUGAAAUUGAACAUAAAAUUGAUAAAUUUAACUAUAGUGACCCAAAAAAUUACUGUAGAAAUUGCCAUGAAAUAAGGAAAAAUAUAACUGAAAAAUCUAAACAGUUACAGCAUUGUUAUCGUUUAUCAGGAUUUCAUCCAAUUGAAAGUAUUUACAGAAUAAAGGAAUUUAUAAACAAAUGUCCUGAUCCUCCUAAAUGUAAAAACCCUGUCGUGCCUCCUCCCAAUAGACCGGUUCCAGAAAAACAAACAAAUAAAGAUCCUUGUAGAGGAGAUGCGAAAUGUAAACCAAAAACCGUUCCUGCAAAGGAACAAAAAGCUAAAUCACCAGGAUUAGUUUCACGGAAUCCUAAAAGUAGAAGUCCAGAAGUACAAAAUUCACUAGAACGAAAUAUUGGCUCUUCUAAAGAAAAAGUAAAUUCACUAAAAGAACCCCAAACAACGCCUUCUACUGGUUCUCUUGGUACUCAAGAUGAUAGGUCUAAAUCAAUAGUUCGUCAGUCUUCGGUUAAUCCUGAAACAAUAAGUCGUGAUACUGGGGAUUCCCAUUCAAGUAGUAGUUCUCAAGUAGAAGAUAUAAAAAAAGGUAUUUCUGCAGCUGAUCAACCUGGUGGCCAAAAUGCAGGCUGUAAUCAGCAUCAAGAUCAAUGUGUUCGUGCUCAAAUAAAUCAAGGUUUAAUCGAUGAUAAUAAGGAAGCUGCUGCUGCAAAUUCUGUUAAUGGAUCUAUUGUAGAUAAAAGUACUCUUGGUGAAGAACAUGUUGAUGGACAGCAUCCUUCUAGAAUUCAGGAUACAAGUGGUAUUACAACACCAUCUAAUAAUUUAGCUUCUGGUGAUGAAUUUCUUGUUCCUCAAGGCGGAAUUGGUACAGGUGGUGAUGGAGGUCAUAAUCAUGAUGCUUCACAUAGUCCAAAUAGCGAUCAUAUUGAUGUUUUACGUGUUAACACUGCUGACGGUGAAAGUUCUGGUAUUGAAGGUUCUCAUUCCUUAAGAGUUGUCAGUGAUGUUUUAUGUAAUGGAGAUUCUUGUAUUACAGGACAAGGUGACGAAUUAACUGAUGAUGUUGGUGAUAAAUCAGGUAUAUUUAAUAAAAUUUUCAGUACAAUACAAGCCAACAAAGACAAUGUCAUAAAUACUUCAAUACCCAUGGGAAUUGUUCUGUUGCUAAGCCUUCUUUUUAAAUACACUCCUUUAUGGAGGAUUCUUACUAAGAGGAAUCGGAAGAAACAGUCGCAUAUGAACGAAAAGCUACAAAGGGUACUACAACAACCUUCAAUUGGAAGUGAAGAAAGAAGUGUUCCAUUUUCAUAUAGUGCUUUUGAAUAUUCAUCAUAGUGAUCAAUAUGAAUACUAAAAAAGUUAAAAUUCUUAUUUUACAUUAAACAUUAAAUAUGAAUACCUUUUUUAGUAAUUUAUUUUUAGUGAACUUGUUUGUUAAAUUAGCACAGAAAUAUUUGCAUCAUAUUUUUUAUUAUACACAAUUUUAGAAAAGAUAUAAGGAAAAUUGGAUUACACUAUUGUAAUCAGCAUGUGACAAUAACAAUACUGCAUUUUUUUUUAUAAGUUUUUAAAUCAUGUCUAUUAUUUAAAGUGUUAUUCAGAUUAUAUGCAAUGAAAAAUACUUUGUUUAGUAAAUACACGUAUAAGUUAGUUCAACUUAGGUAUUUAUAUUUUGUUUUAUUUAAUAUACUAUUUUUUUAAUCAAAAACUAAAACAGAAUAAACUUUUUUUUAGUGCUUAUAUGGAUAACAUUUUUUGCUUCCUUAACAUAAAAUUAAAAAAGAGUUAUGAUAUCGGAAAAAAUUUUUCUUUUUUACCACUU